This is a messenger RNA of Macrobrachium nipponense, 5948 nucleotides long. RefSeq lists its product as uncharacterized. The record is from RefSeq and is a predicted model, not a curated record. NCBI's taxonomy places the organism in Eukaryota, Metazoa, Arthropoda, Malacostraca, Decapoda, Palaemonidae.
CACAGUGACUUUUAAAGAAUUAAUUGUUUUAAGAUUUUUUUUAAAGCAUAAGAAUAAAAAAUGCAUGCAAUAAUUUCAAAGUUAUUAUAAUAUAAUUUCGUGGUAAAUCUAAGAAAUAUUCCUUGGUUGAAGUUCGUAUAAGUGGCUGUGUGGCAGUAAAGAUGAUCCGAAGAGGUACGGGCAGAACUCCACCAUAUAUUUUGGUGGGUUUAGUGUUAGUAAUCGUUAUUUUGGGCUUCAACUAUUGGACUUUAUCCUCACAAAAUGCCGACUUGUCACAGGAAUUGGAGAAACUUCAAUCAGAAAUUAAGAUCAGAGCUCACUGAAUCAGCAGGCUGAGGACUGUGAGGUUGAUCUGUCAAAAGCUAAAGAAACGAAUACUCAUCUUACGCAAGAGAGGGAUGAUGCAGUGGAAGCCAUUGCUGAAAAAGAUUCAAUGAUCAAUUCCUUAAAAAGACAACUUGAGCAGGUGUCAGUGAAAAGAUCCCAACUUACCCUUUCACUGGCAACUUGCAAUACAGAACUUAUCCAGUUAAAGAGAGAAUGUGAAGAGGUUCAAAAGGCAAGUGAUGACUUGGCCAAUAUCAUUGUUCAAACCAAGAGAGAUGCACAACUAGAGUCUGAGAAAGAGCUGUAUGGUGUUAAGGAACAACUAGUUGAGGAGAAGGCAAGAAGUGACACACUAGAUAUUAGUGUAAAAGAUUUGACCUUGAAAUUGUCAGAAGCAAAUACUGAAUUGACUAAAUGCCAAGAGAGUUUGAAGACCUCAGCUUUAGAAAAUGAAGCUGAGCUUAAAAAGGCUCAAGAUGAGGCUGCUGCUGCAAGAAGAGAGAAGAUGGCUAUUGCAAAACCUAAGAUAGUACCAGGGAUGAUGAAUAUGCCAGAUAUUGAACACAAAGAGCCAUAUGUUGGCCCUGGUCAGCUAGGAUACAUCUCACGAGGGGCUGUACAUACUCGAGACUUAGGCAUUCAGGGAAUCGAAUUCCAUCGUGAACUUCCAAUUCUUCCCCGUGAUCCCCCCAAUGUUCCUCGGAAGAAACCCAGAUUUAGUGUUGCUGAUAUAGCCAGGGAAGUUGCAGCACCACAGAAUAACAUUAUCAAUGGAGAAAAUGUCAACGGAGGUGUAUUAGUCCCCCCACAGUCCAUUGGCCAAGUCAAUCCUCCACUUGAUAAUAAUAAUAAUAAUGCUGAUCAGCAGUUAGCAGCCCCUGGAGCGCCUCCUGUUAUGGAACGGCCUGCAGCUCCAGGUGAGGCCCAUAAUAAACCAAUUCAGGCUCCAGUUCACCCGGGUGCUGUGGAUGGUCCAGGACCCCAGAAUGAUGUGUUAGCACCACCCCCUCAGCAUCUUCAGGAUGAGGAGGAAUAUGAUGGGGUCUUGCCAGGAUAUCGUGAUAAUUUAGAUGCAGCCAUUGACGAAGAGGAGAAGAUUGUUGAGGAUAUGAUGGAUGACCAGGAUGAAGAGGGCAAUGAGAUCAAACAGAAUCGUGAAGUCCAUGACAGAGACGGUAUCCACGAAGAGAGAAGAGAAGUGCUGAAGAAUGGAAAUUUAGGAGCUCUGGAGGUUCCUCAACCAUUCCAGGCUGAUAGCUUUAAUCAUCAGGACAUGAAUGUUGAUGACGAUGUUGGAAAUCAAGGAAAUUAUUAUGACACAAAUCUUGAAAAUAAAAUAAGGAAUCUUGGAAGACCUCCUGACAUCCACUAGCACUUAAGUGUCAACUAUAUUUAUUUGGAUAACUUUCAGUGAGAUACCAAGCAAUUUUACGUCAUAAAUUACCAGUGUAUUUAGUUUUGGAAAAAUGGGUGAUCUUAAAAAAUGGAAAAUUUUGCUGAGAAUCAUCAACUUCAUAAUUAUUAAGGAAAUGGUUAACUUAUAAGAUAGAAACACAUUCAUAAAUCCUUCAGUGAUCCCUUUACUUUCAUGUUCGUUACUUGCACCAUGAACAAAGAGAACAACCUUUUUUCUAUUGAGUUUCGACGCUUCAGCGGAAUGGACAAUGAAAGUAAACAGCAUUGGGCAUUCUUAUAUUCAUUACAUAAUAGAGAUUUUUUAAAAAUCAGCAGCCAUGACUUGUAGACAAUAUUCCAUAUAUGAAAGGUUUCUUUUGCACAGAUGGUGAUAUCACCUUUUGAACAAGACUGUUGUACAUAUAUUGAAUAAAUAAAUAUAUAUAUUCUGUAUAAGCUUUGAAUAAGGUCUUGUAUGUGGUAUUUGAUAUAAGGCAGCAAUGCAACAGCAACUGCGCUGGUAUUAUAUGAAUACUGUUUUGUAUUUGCAGCACUGACACUGUAUUUGUACAGUUGUUGAACUUUAUAUAGUGUGCCAUUUUGUGUGGAUUCUUACAUUGUGCUCGGCGUCUGCCAGAGAAUCGGGUAGUUUUUUUAUCAUUCCUUUCUUAUGUAUUUGUGUGAUAGUGUUGAGUGAAGACUAUGCACAGGGAUUUGUAGUUAUAAUUGGAAUAAAUGGUUGGAAUACUAAUAGGAGUUGACUUAAUAUUUGUACAAUAUACCUAAUUCUACUUUCUCUUCAGAAUAUUAAUGGAUUCUUCAUAUUCAGGCUGUAGUGAUUCUUAUCUAGCUAAUGAUGUUUUUUGUGAAGGGUCAUAGUUUACUAGUAAGUUGAUGUAGGAAAGAAUAACUGUAGCGAGGUUUUAUGAAGUUUAAGCUAAUAGGUACUUCCUUUGGGUUGAAGAUAGCUUAGGUAUAGUAAUCUUUUCACUUUACAUAAUUUUGGGGUAUACAUAUAUUAUGUUACGCUUUUGCACGGUUUUGAUUCAUCAGUAUUCAUCCGUUAGAUUGCUUUUUUAAUCAUGCAUUAAACGUGACUCUGUACAAAUAUAAUCAGGUGCAGUAACAGGAAGGUUCAUUUUUCAGGAAAAUUAUUACAAGCAUAUUUUUGUUACCUUUCUCCUUCUGCCACUUCAGUUUUCACCCUAGGUUCGUUGUUGGCACGGGAUCAGUAAGCAGGAUACAAAAUUAAGUCUCCUAAGUUUAGAUUCUAGAUGAAAAUUUGUUUAUGUAGUUGGUGCAGCUGUUUUGCUAUUAUUACAAAACCUUCAACAUAAAGGUUUCAGAGAAAUUAUACAAAUAUUUAUUGCACAAGUUAUGAGUUGUUAUGUCAGUUGUUUAAUUUUAAUAUUUGGGAUAUAGUAAGCUUUUUUUAUUUUUAAUAGUAUUGUGUAAUUAAGCAAUAUAGUUAUAUGAAUUUAUGCUCUACAUGUAAUAAAUAAUUAGUUGGAACAGAAUUGCGUUAAGAACAAAUGACUAUGAAGCCAAUUUCAUGGAACAAAGUUUUGUAAUAAAUGUUAAGUGAUUUUGUCACUAAGCUUGUUAAUCUUCACCUCAUUCCAUAGGGUGGAGAUUAUUGCUUUAUAGUCUCUUUUCUUUAUAUUGAGAUAUCCAUAAUGUGGGGAUUAUUAUUAUUAUUAAGAUCUUCAUCACGUUGGACAUGAAGGGAAUCUUAACUGAUCCUAUCACUUAUUCCGAAUGUGAGCGAGAUUUACUUACGUUUCAGGGUUGCAUACCAGUACUGAUAUUGUAAUAUUAACUGACAAUUUCGGAUAGUAACAGAAGCUUAUUUAUUUUUUGGGGGUGGUGGGUGGUGGGGGGGGGGGCGGGGCAUGGCAACUUGCGAACACAGUGUACAGAAAUAGGGAUGAUGAGGUCUUUUAAGUUUUAAUUUUUUAUGUAUCCCUUUGGUGACUGAAUAUGGUGAGCUUCCAGGUUAGACCAUAUAAAGAUAAUAACAAAUUAAAGAAGAUUAGACGCACAGUAGGAUUGUAGCAGCUAUCUAGACAGUGAGAAAAACGGUGGUAUUUUUCCUAUGAGAGGUGGAAACACCCGUUCAGUGCAAAGUUACUUAAUUACUACUAUUCGUGACUCUUCCUACCUGUAGAGAAUUUAAUACAACACCAAGAAUAAAACAUAUUUUGUGUUGAUUCCAAUUGUCUAAUGACACAAAUGGAAAGUAUUGGAUAAAAAUCUUUUAUGUCAGAAUUUUCUGCGAUUUUGAUCUAGUUAUGAAUAAUUUACGAAAUUGUAACUUUUCAGAAAAUAAAUCUCAUUCAUUUUAUAAGAACCCGUAUGGGCCAGCUGUAUAAGAGCCAAGAAUUUUAGCUCAGUGGUCUCAUUAAGCUCUUUUUAAUAACUUAGUAACUUCUAACUCCCAGUCUUAACGCCGUUGUGAUAUGGCUAUAAGAAACGGUACUUUAUCAUCUGCUAUUGUCAUCCAAAUCAUUUGUUAUUUAGGUCAUCUCCCUAAUUGCUCAACAAAAACAAAAAACAGUUAUUAGUGUAAAAUCGUCAUGUCUAACUAUAAAAAAAAACACUAAUUCUAAAAGCCCACUAACGGGGCACUCAUUAUGGAGAUUACUUCGACAUACUCCAUUUAUGGAACACCUCCCCCCCCCACCACACACACACAAAUCGUCAAUAUUUUCGGUUUAAAUCUUACAAACUGCUCCUCUUUCUUAGUGAGCAUCAAUCAUAUGUAAGUUUUAUUUUCAGUCCAUUUGUUAUUAUUGCCAGACAAUAAUUUGAAUAGUUAUGACGCUUAAAUACGUCAGGAAUAAUUUCAGCUUUCUUGUUGAAAGACAUCCAUGAGAUUAACAAAGGGGCUCUAAAUUGCUUACAAGUCAAGAUUUAUAAUCACUUCCUGAAUUGUUAUCCAAUACUUUUCAUAUAUGACGACAAGAAAGUAUCACCCAAGAGUCAAGACUGUUCCCUUGCCCUUCGCUGAGUCAGAUUUACAGAGCAGGCCGCCCUCUUGACAGCUCACGUAUAAUAAUAUUAGAGACAGGCGUUGAUACCUCAUGCGAGGAAGAAAACAAAUUUAUCACUAAUUCCAAUUGGCGAUUCCCACAUACAAACGCAAACUAAUGUCUGUUUUCAUUUUUACAUUUCAUUGUGAUAAAGACCACAAGAUUUUAAUUAGCCGAAUGCAUGUAUUUUAAAGUUAAAUGCAGAGCGUGUUUGUUUUUAACGGUCUACAAUGGGAAAUGUUUCGAAGGUUUUCUUCUCUAAAAACAUUUAAAUGUGCUAUAUUCGGUUACUGUAGAUGUCGGCGUUAAUAAGAUUAUGUAGAAAUUGACUUCCAUUGGAUAGUGCGUGUUCCAGUGGAUUAAGCCUCUUGAAAGAACUACGUAUCACUGUACGAAAAUGGCUUUCCAACUUAAUAUAUUCAGUUUACGAGAAAUUCAUUACUCAAGAGCAGAGUAGAGUAAUUACAGAUUAAUGUCAAAUUCUAUAAGUGCUCUGAGAGAGGUUUUCAAAUAUCUGAAUUCCUAAAGAGAAGUUUUACUUGUGCUGUUAUUGAUAAGGACGAUUGGGAUGUCUGUGUGAAUAACGUUGCCGAAUCACGGGAAUUGCUAGUCUCAAAUUCCCCUAAAAUUAGGAAAGUGCCAAGCAGAAAACCAUUAUUAAUUAAUAAAACAUGACCUUUGCCAACAUUUUCGACCUUUUACACAAGUGGUUCUUGUAUUUCUAUACAAACAUAAGUGUCGGGUACAUACGCCAGUCAUCUUUGGUCAUGCCAUACCAGCAAUUUAGGGUUGUUUGAAACAUAAUGCAGUAAUUCUUCAGUUUGUGUUACCCAGGUCUGACAUUUGGAUUGUACAUUCCAUUAGAUUUUUAUUAUGACAUUUGCUAUCUCUUUAUGCUACUUCUUCUAAAUGCAAAGUGAAUAUUAUUUUCUUUUGUAUCACCUCGAUAGUUUUGGCUGUCUAGAAUUUCACUGUGUGUACUGUAUAGAAUUUCAUUGUUUGAUGUGAGCAUAUGAUUGUUUGUGAAUAUUAAAAGGAUGUAAAAAGAGCAUGGUAAUGUUAACUCCUAGUAUUUUCAUACCAAUUUGGGUGGCUCUUGAUAUCAUUCAACUGAUAACUGGCUUUUAUGAUGUGAACCUGAUCUGGUGAUGAUGCACCAAAAUAUGUUUUAUUAUAAAACAGUUUUGUAAU